AUGAACGGCAAGGCCAUGCCCGACACCAACUGGCGGUGGUUUCGAGUCUUUGCAAACCUGGCCCUCGUUCGCGUUUGCGGCGUUCCCCUACAAGAAGUUUCCACUGUGAUGGAAUCUGACUUUGCCAUAUUGGAUUCAUUCUAUCUUGAGGAUGGAUGGUCAGGUGACGGCCCAUGGUUGAGUGCCGAACAGGAAGAUCGACAAGCAACGGAGUAUGAACGGACAGGGAGAAGAGAUGCCAUUGGACCUGGGCGCCAAGUCGAUUACUACUCCGGAAGCUUUGCUAUUCAAUUUAGCCAGCUUCUCUACACUAAAUAUGCCAGAGAUAUCGAUCCUGAGCGAGUGGUCAAGUAUCAGCAACAGGCGAGAGACUUUGGAGCCAGUAUUUGGAGAUACUUUGACGCAGCUGGCUCCGCAAUUCCAUUCGGUCGAUCUCUGACCUACAGGUUUGCAUGCGGUGCCUUCUUUGCAGCUUUGGCUGUCGCCAAGGUUCCCGACAUGCCCUUCCCUUUAUCGGAACCUGGUUGGGUCAAAGGCUUCCUAUUCCGCCAUCUACACUGGUGGGCCAAGAACUCGGAAAACAUCUUCUACACGGACGGCACUAUGAACAUAGGCUGGCUGUAUCCACUAACCAUACUUAGCAACAUGUUUAUGUGCGAGGACUACAAUUCACCACAGUCGCCAUAUUGGUGCAUGAAAACCCUCAUCAUAGUGUCGCUGGGGCAGUCAGAUGAGUUCUGGACAGCUGAAGAACAGCCAUACCCAUCAUUAUUCCAGCCCACACUUGUCCCUGCACCAAAACAAAUCAUCAGCAAUCACCCGCUUGGCAACCACCACUUCUUUCUGUCCCCGGCCCAGUUUGUCGCCUGGCCGAUGAAGGCAUCGCAAGCCAAAUACUGCAAGUUUGAGUACUCAUCUGCUUUUCCCUUUUCCGUUCCCACGGGUCCAUUGAUCCAGCAAAUGGCUCCUGAUUGCACGCUGGCCCUGAGUCGUGAUGGAGCAGAGACUUGGGCUGUCAAGUGGAAGUGCUCGGAAGCAACAUUCCCUCAGGUGAGCCUGAAAGGGAAGGACGGCAUAGUCUCAAUUAUCGCCGCCUCCGUGCGUUGGUAUCCUUGGAGUGACCGGCAGGUUGAAGUUGAGACGAUGCUCAUUCCACCGACGAAUAGAUGGCCAGACUGGCAUGUUCGCGUCCAUCGAAUCCGCAUCCACAGCUCAUUGCGCACUUUGCAUACCAUUGAAGGUGGUUUUGCGUCGCCAUUGUGCUGCACAAAAGACGGCACCAAACUUCCCCGGAUGAAGGAUUUCAACAUGGAUACAGAAGGAAUCUUCGAAAAUCGGGACUCUGUUCUGAUCCACUCAGCUGCGGGAUGCAGUGGAAUUUCAGCAACACCACUUCAAGCAACAUCCCCAUGGAGUUCCAUAAGUUCAAAGGGUUUGCAGCCAGACACCAAUACGAACUUAGCCUAUCCAAGAACUGCGAUCCCAGUCGUCGACCGCAAUAUUGUUAAGGGUCUCGAGGCUGGUCAUGAAAUGAUUUUUGCUACGAGUAUAUUUGCUAUUGCAACUGCGGCAAAUGGUGGCAGAAUGAUUGAGGGUAAAUCCUUGACAGAAAGAUGGAGUGACAAACCUCUGGUUUUCACUGAGGUGCCUGAUUCUUCAACGCAAGAGAUGAAUUAUAUUCUUGUCAACAUGUAGUUGUGUGCC
Molecule: messenger RNA, 1704 nt
Organism: Ilyonectria robusta
Lineage: Eukaryota; Fungi; Ascomycota; Sordariomycetes; Hypocreales; Nectriaceae
Exons: 3
Coding region: 1-1695 (564 amino acids)
Source: RefSeq, a predicted model, not a curated record